This is a messenger RNA of Anopheles marshallii, 1953 nucleotides long. RefSeq names its product mitochondrial Rho GTPase (gene Miro). Gene Ontology annotation, molecular function: calcium ion binding; GTP binding; GTPase activity. Gene Ontology annotation, cellular component: mitochondrial outer membrane. The coding region runs from base 1 to 1953 and encodes 650 amino acids. NCBI's taxonomy places the organism in Eukaryota, Metazoa, Arthropoda, Insecta, Diptera, Culicidae. Gene Ontology annotation, biological process: mitochondrion organization; small GTPase-mediated signal transduction. The record is from RefSeq and is a predicted model, not a curated record. The transcript has 6 exons.
AUGGUCGCCUGGACGGUGUCUCACAAGCGGCACGUCCGGAUACUGCUGGUAGGCGAUCAGGGUGUCGGCAAAACGUCGCUCAUCUUGUCACUGGUGAGCGAAGAAUUCCCGGAAGAUGUCCCACUCAAGGCGGAAGAAAUCACCAUACCAGCGGAUGUGACGCCAGAACAGGUUCCCACAAACAUAGUCGAUUAUUCCGCGGCCGAACAAACGGAUGAAGCGCUUGCGGAAGAAAUUCGAAAGGCGCACGUCGUCUGCAUUGUUUACUCGGUAGACAGUGAGGAAACGUUGGACGGCAUCACGGAGCGGUGGUUACCGAUGGUGCAGAAGUGUUCCGAACUGGAACGGAAGCCGGUGGUGCUCGUGGGAAACAAGAUUGACCUGGUUGAUUACUCCACUAUCGACCAUGUCCUUUCGAUCAUGGAAGACUACCCCGAAGUGGAGAGCUGUGUGGAAUGCUCAGCCAAAACGCUGCACAACAUUUCCGAGAUGUUUUACUACGCUCAGAAGGCAGUUUUGCACCCAACGGCACCACUGUACAUAAUGGAAGACCAAGAUUUAACCGAAGCUUGCAAAAAGGCACUUGUGCGUAUCUUCAAAGUGUGUGACAUUGAUGGCGAUGGUUUGCUGAACGAUUACGAGCUGAAUCACUUCCAGCGCCGUUGUUUCAAUGCACCCCUACAGCCCCAGGUGCUGGACGAGGUGAAAGCGGUACUGAUGAAGAACACACCCGACGGUAUCCGCGACGACUCCGUGACGCUCAACGGGUUCCUUUUCCUGCACUGUCUGUUCAUUCAGCGCGGUCGCAACGAAACGACCUGGGCCGUGUUGCGUCGCUUCGGGUACAACGAAAACCUCACAAUGAGUGACGAAUAUUUACACCCGCCCGUUAAGAUACCGCCGGGCAGCAGUACCGAAUUGUCCCACCGGGGACAACAGUUUCUCGUAUCGCUGUUCGAACGCAGCGAUCGGGACGGUGAUGGCGCACUUUCGCCUACCGAGUUCCAGAAGCUAUUCAGCGCCUGCCCUAGUCCACCGUUCUCCACCGACAUCAAGCGCACGAUACCGACAAACGACAAUGGGUGGCCCACGCUGCACGGAUGGUUGUGCCGCUGGAGCCUAAUGACGCUGGUGGACGUGAACAAAACGCUCGAAUAUCUCGCCUAUCUCGGGUUCAAUGUGCACGAAAACGAGUCCCAGCUGGCGGCAAUUCACGUAACGCGCGAACGACGCAUCGAUCUGGCCAAAAAGCAGAACAGCCGUACGGUUUACAUGUGUCACGUGAUCGGUGCGAAAGAUGCCUCCAAAACGACCUUUUGCCGGGCGUUUCUGGCCCAGGACAUGAAGCGUCUUACCGAUCGGGACAUUCGACACAGCAACCGGUACGCGAUCAACACGGUGCAGGUGUACGGGCAGGAGAAAUACCUCGUGCUCCGGGACGUUGACGCGAGGCUCGUGCUGGAUCCGCUGCAGCCGAGCGAAGUGAACUGUGACGUCGCCUGUCUGGUGUACGACGUGGGCAAUGCGAAGUCGUUCGAGUACAUCGCACGAAUAUACAUCAAGUACUUUGCCGAGAGCAAAAUACCGGUACUGAUCGUUGGCACCAAGGCCGAUCUGGAAGAGGUAAGGCAGGACUACCUGCUGCAGCCGCCCGACUUUUGCCACAAGUACAAACUGCUGCAGCCACAGUUCUUCAGCGUGAAGCACAAUAAGAAAGACAUCUACACGAAACUAGCAACGAUGGCGGCGUUUCCUCGAUUUCAAGCAGCGUGGAUUCUGUUUUAUAAGCAUAGAUUGGUACAACUGUGGGAAACAACCCAUCUGAAGCAAUUCGGGCUUAUGUCGAGUGAUCCAUUACUCUGGUGGAAGGCAGGACUGGGCAUAGCGGCCGCAACGAUAGUUGGUUUCUUCGUAGUGAAAGCGUUUCAUGGACCGGGUUCAGCGGCACGAUGA